UACAAAUUCAAGUCGAAUUGUUGAUUCAUUAUGAAAUUCUGGCUUCAGUUUGAUGCAAUCGAAUUCUAGCUUUUGAAAGUUUGGAUUAUCGUUAUUCAGACAAGAACAAGCAGUGAAGAAAGAGGAAAAAUGGCGGAUGAUGUAACGAGAUGGUCGGUGACCUACACGAAGCACAUAAAGCAGAAGCGUAAAGUUUAUCAAGACGGAUUCUUAGAUGUUCAAUCAUCUAGUCAUAAGGUUAAGCUAUAUGACGAUUGUGAUAAACUUUUGGAUAGCAAAAUUGUGAAGCUUGAUGAUGCUGUUAAAUCGGGUGAAACAAUAACACUUGGUGCUUAUCUUGUUGACAUUGGUGAUCCUCAUGGAGAUAGUAAACCCUUUCCAAACUUGAUUCUUCAAAGAGACAAAUCUACUGCUGAUAAGGCUCACAUGUCCAACAGUAAAACCAGCAAGGUUAGCUCACGAAUUGGUAAAACAUCAUCAAUCAAUCUGAGUCCAUCACAGAAAAUUAUCAGAGAGUUCAAGAAACGUGAAGUCAAGAAGUAUUGCUCUCCACCCAGUUGUCCAGACACAUCUAAAGAUGAUUCAACAGAAUGGCAGGUCUUAUACACUACUCAAUUAACACAAAAAGCCAAGAAAUUUCACGAUGGAAUCUUAAAAGUUUUAAUUUCUGGGUUGCGGGGGAGGCAGGCGAUUCUAUAUGAUGAAACAAGGACACAAUUAGACAGCAGAUUCCUUAAAAAGGAGGAAACAAUUACAGCUGGUGAAUCAAUGAAAUUUGAUGGUCAUAUAGUUGACAUUAUAGAACUCAGAGACCAUAAACCUUUCAAAGAUACAAAUGUUGAUGGAAGAAAUUUCUAUAAACAGAAUACAAUGCCUUCCAAGAAUCACAAUGAGCAUCUUGCUGAGUUCAAGAAACAUGAAACAAACAUGUCUUUUACAAAAACAGAUUUAAAAGAGUGGAAUGUCAUGUACACUACACAAGUAACCCAAAAGGCCAAGAAGUUCCAUGAUGGUAUCUUAAAACUUGCAAGUUGUGGAUCACAAGGGAGAGAGGAGGCUACUUUGUUAUCAGAAGAUGGAACAAUAUUGUCCCAUAGAUACCUUAAACUCUCUGAAGACAUCAACAGUGGAAGUUUAUUCAACAUGUCAAAUUACUUGGUGGAAAUUGGUGAACAAAGGAGAUGUUCUGAAGGGGAAAGUUCAAGGAAAGCUUCUACAUUGGAAAAUGAAGAUGUAGAAAAUAUCAAAUUAUCUAAGAGAAUCCCAGCUAACAGACCUCUAUCUGAUGAAAAAACUCCAAAAAGAGCUUUGCAAUCGGAAGAUACUGACUCAAAAGCUAGAAUUUUUGAGCCAGAUGAAGCUGUAUCAACAACUAUCAUAAACAACAAGCCUUUACGUGAUGCACGUUCGAUUUUGUCCAUUCUAAAAAGACCUACUACUCAAGAAAGUGGUGAAAUAGAGAAGCAAAAAGACUCAUAUACUAGUACUUCUGACGUGGCAAUUUGCAAUGAGGAAAAUUGCAAACCAGUUGAUGAUGAUACUGAUACUAAAUCACCAGAUUCUUCUAAAGAUUACAAUGAUCUGAAUGAUUUCAAGAAUACAAACUCAAGAAAUGCAGACUUCCCAAGUUUUGAUCUUGGAUUUGACUAG
Lactuca sativa (garden lettuce) is the source of this 1650-nucleotide messenger RNA. RefSeq lists its product as uncharacterized. Gene Ontology annotation, biological process: double-strand break repair. Gene Ontology annotation, cellular component: site of double-strand break; nucleus. The record is from RefSeq and is a predicted model, not a curated record. Lineage: Eukaryota; Viridiplantae; Streptophyta; Magnoliopsida; Asterales; Asteraceae.